Molecule: messenger RNA, 1940 nt
Organism: Cyclopterus lumpus (lumpfish)
Lineage: Eukaryota; Metazoa; Chordata; Actinopteri; Perciformes; Cyclopteridae
Gene: bcl10
Product: BCL10 immune signaling adaptor
Exons: 3
Coding region: 431-1237 (268 amino acids)
Biological process (GO): apoptotic process; positive regulation of extrinsic apoptotic signaling pathway; canonical NF-kappaB signal transduction
Cellular component (GO): cytosol; CBM complex
Molecular function (GO): NF-kappaB binding; transcription coactivator activity; protein kinase B binding
Source: RefSeq, a predicted model, not a curated record
AGCGCCUCACCUGUAUCAGAAACGUCAAACAGCGCAAUGAAAACAAUGAACGAAGAAAGUUUAGACAACUGGGGGUUGUCUAAAGCGUUUUUAUUUUUUAAUUUUAGACUAUUUUAACUGAUAAUUAACCCCAAAAAAUAAUAAAAUCGCCUCUUCCGCGUGAAACCGGCAUUUGGAGCCAGUACUCUUUUUUUCUUUCUUCUUCUUCUUCUUCUUUUUCUCGUGUCGACAGAACCAGGAAGUCCGGGGUAUUUUUUUUUUUGGUAAACAUUAAAAAGUUGACACCGCGAUGGAGAGGGACGUUUAAUCAACGUAUCGAUGAGGCUGACGUCACCGUGACCAUCUUAUUGACUUUAACUCGUUGGUUACGGCGGCGGCGGCGGCGCGCGCGCUGGGUUUUAGUUGUUAACUUUCCUCGAGCGAGCAGGAAAUGGAAGCUCCUCAACUCACCGAGGAGGAGAUGGCAGAGAUUAAGAAAGACGUGCUGACCAGAAUGCGGCACUACCUCUGCGACAAGAUCCGAGCGGAGCGCCACCUGGACUACCUGCGCUCUCGCCGGAUCCUGACGCGGGACGACGCCGAGGAGAUUGGCUGCCGGACCACGCAGACCAAGAGGACGGCCAUGCUGUUGGACAUGCUGGCGGAGAACCCCCGGGGCCUGGACGCCUUGGUCGAGUCCGUCAGGGAGCAGCGCUCGCAAAACUUCAUAGUGGCCAAGAUCACGGACGAGGUGCAGAAGGCCAAAAACGAGAAGAUGGAGUCUCUCAAAGCUUCCGGUUCCCCGUCCGGCGGCGGCGCUUUGAUCCCUCCCGGCGACGCCGCCUCCAUGUUCUCCAACCACUCCACCAUGCUCUUCCACCCGGACGGCGAGCGGAGCCCCUACUCUUCGGACGUGGCGAGCUCGCUCGACCUGCUGUCGUUGCAGGGAGGCGGAGUCUCCCCCGCCGACGUCAGCGUCGGCGUCGCCUCCUCCGCCACCUCCUCCAUCCUCCCGAGGCCCGGUGACCCCGGGGCUCCCCCGCUGCCGGAUGAGGUGGCGGCGGUGGAGUCCCCCUCCAACGUGGACGCCGGAGCGCCGGGGUGCACCAGCAGCGGAGGGGACCCAAACUUCCAGGCCCUCCGGUCGCGCUCCAUCACCCAGACGUUCCCCACAGGUGCAUCUUUUAACAGGGUCACAACUGGACCGGACACAGACCAGCAGAACCCUCAUCCACUCCAGACCCGAGCCUCUGAUUAGGCUGAACCUGUUCCACAUGGGAUGUUUUACUACUCAACCAAUCAGCUGUUCGUUAUGGAGAUUUAUUUGUCACUUGGGUUAAAACUUUGUUAGAGAGUUGUUUUUUUUUGGUGCCAAUUCAUUAACUUAGUUUUAAUCCAAGGCCAAAUAAUAGCAUAGUUUUUAAGAAAUGUAUACAUGUUUUUAUCCAAAACCUUUUUAUUUUAAUGAUACAAAAAUAUAAGCAGGUGUACAAUAACGUGGCCAAAAAUAUAAUGCAGUUUAAAAUUGGCCAACUUUGUGAUUUUUAAAUCUAAACUAUGAAUUGGAGCCAGCGUUUCGAUGCCACCUCUCGGUUCUUAAUAGUUUUUAAUACUCUUGAAUCACAAAACCAACAUGACGCAACAUGACGUGUGUUAUUAUUUAGAUAUUUAUCUUGCCUUUUUUCUUUUAAGUUUGCUGCUUUCACUCGCCACUAAAUAGAAAGGGGAAGAUUGUUAAAAUAUAUAUUGUUAACUCUAUAAUAAUAAUUUUGAUACUGUAACUGGUUUUGACUUUUAUUCAUUUAUGUCUACUGUCGUGAUUUCUUUAUUUAACGGUGUGAUGCAUAAUAAUAAUAAUAAUAAUAAUAAUAGAAGUAUUUGUCUGCAUUUACUGUGUGCUACAUGCUCGCUGUUGCAGGCGAUAAUCACUGUAUCAUGGAAAAAUAUAUAAUUUAAAGCUG